Drosophila subpulchrella is the source of this 951-nucleotide messenger RNA. It is a transcript of the gene St2, whose product is annotated as luciferin sulfotransferase. Gene Ontology annotation, biological process: sulfation. The transcript has 2 exons. Bases 1 to 951 code for a protein of 316 amino acids. Lineage: Eukaryota; Metazoa; Arthropoda; Insecta; Diptera; Drosophilidae. Gene Ontology annotation, cellular component: cytoplasm. Gene Ontology annotation, molecular function: sulfotransferase activity. The record is from RefSeq and is a predicted model, not a curated record.
AUGCAGCUUAUGUAUCGCGAACUGGAGGCGGACAUUGUCCGUCGUACAAAUGCUGUUUUUCCAGCUCAAAAUUGCUUUGUGGAGGUGCUACCCGAUCACUUGAUCAUUCCGAGAAAGUACGUAGAGCUGGGCGAAUCCAUUCGAUCGCUUCCUGUUUACCAAGACGAUGUAUGGAUGGUGUCCUAUCCGCGCACUGGAUCCACUUGGGCUCAGGAGAUGGUGUGGUUGCUCGGUCAUAAGUUAAAUUACGUAGCCGCAGAGCAGGACUUGCGAUUGCGCUCACCACUUAUUGAACUAUCCGCUUUAUUCAGUACCGAUCAUCACGAGACGGUGGCGCAAAAGUUUGGAAACACCGUCGAUCUGGUUCGCAAUCUGCCACGCCCCCGCUUCGCCCGAUCCCAUUUGUCCUGGCAACUACUACCCGAGCAAUUUGAGACGGUGAAGCCAAGGAUUGUUUACACAGCACGAAACCCAAAGGAUCUGUGCGUUUCGUACUACCACUACUGCAAGUUGCUGCACGGAAUUAAUGGGGACUUUGAGCAGUUUGUAGAUCUCUUUCUGGAGGGACACACUCCGAUGGGAUCCUAUUGGAAGCACGUGCUGCCCUUUUGGAAACGGAGCCAGGAUGAGAAUGUACUGUUCAUCAAGUACGAGGACAUGAUCAAGGAUCUGCCGAGUGUGGUUCGUCGCUGUGCCCGAUUCCUUGGUGUUCAAGGUCUCCUUGAUGCAUCCAGUUUGCAAACCUUGUGCGAUCACCUUACAUUCGACAAAAUGCGGGCGAACAAGGCGGUCAAUCUGGAGCAAGUGCUUCCGGAUUCAUCAUCCAAGUUUAUACGAAAUGGAAAAAUCGGCGACUGGCGUAAUCACAUGGGAAAUGAAAUGUCCGAGCGUUUCGAUGCCUGGAGUGAACAGCAUAUUCGCGGUGCUGGAUUAUCCUUUGACUACGAAUAA